AUGGAUUCGCUAGAGGAACUCGUAGAACAGUCGGAUCGGCUGCUUAUGGAAAUCCAAGGCGAUACUGAUUUACCACUGAUCACACGUAGUCUUGAACAAAUGGGAGCUUAUGGUGAGAAAUUGUGUUCGUCUCGUGGUGUAAGGAGCGAUGUGAAGGCUGCACGUCUACUGGGUCCAACCAUAAACUAUGACUUACCUAGUAACUUAUCAGCGAAAUUGGAAUCUCUUUCACAAAUAAAGGAGGUGGAACUUGCUAAGCCGAAGAUUGACAUGGAUAUACAUACGUUCCUGAGGUGCGAGCGGGAGAAUGUCUUAUUUACGGCAACUGAACAGGCAAAGCGAGCUGUCUUUGACGAGGUUGACUCGAUUUGUCGCAGAGCUACGUCGUCUUGGUGGGACCGUCAAGCUGCCGCCAUCUUGACAGCUCUCGCUAGUUCUGCCGGUCCAAUCGACUCCGCUAUUUUUCAAUCUAUUCCAAGUUCCAUUACAGCAGACACUACUAUGAGUCGGGAAUUCCUUUCUCAUACUGCUUCAAUCGAUUAUUCUAUAGAAUCACAGGCAUCGAUUUCGAAAGAGGAGCUUUUUUACGCUAAUCAAGUGGAUAAAUAUCUCAUUGACUCUCUCACUACUACGCACAUCGUCUAUCUGCGUCCAAUGUCUGUUAGUUCAGGCCUCCUUAAUAAGCCAUCGCUUUACGACUACCUCUACAACACGUCAAACGCAAAAUCUGUUUUCUUUGAUGAAUCCAAACAAAACGAUUUUUGUGAAGUUUUCCGCCUCAUUAAGCGCAUGUUUUCAAUAUCAGCUAUAAAUAUUGAUGAUAUUGGACCUUCAGAAACUCCACUUCUUGAUCUUCCUCUUCCUCCCACCCACGAGAGGGCAUUAGAGGCUCGUUCUGGUUCUGUUCUCCAGUCGGCAUUUUUAAGAAGAGCAAUUGCUCAUUUGGAGGCGGAAUUUGCGACUUAUUUGCAAACUGUCGUCGCUUCAAAUCCACGUCUGGCUCAAUUAGGGGGUUGUCCAGGUGUUAAGUCCCUCGUUCGAGCUUUCCUUAACGUGAAAAAUCCCUCCUUCCAAUCCUCUGGAGCCACUGACUUCAAUUCCUUUGGUGACUUUGAGGUACUGAUUGCGCAAUUCGCACCAACCAUAUUGCUGUUUUUAGGACGGUUUUGUAGAUGGCAAGCCGGUCUGGCCCAUGAUAUACUAUUGCCUUCGUUGUGGCGCCCUGCAGGAUGCUGCUGGCAUCGCAUCAGACGCAGCGUAUGUUUGGCUUUUAGAAUUGGGAAUGUCUAUUUGGAGUCGAUGAGCAUUUACUGUAUUAAUCUUCACAGCAAUAACCUGGGGGAUUUCGCACAAAUCCUAAACACUUACAUGGUUGAAGACAGGUGUCUGCCUCCAAAAUUGGUGGCAAAUGUUCGAAAGACAUAUCGGCGACUGGUAAAAACGUCUCGUGACCCGUACAAAAGGUUGGUAUACUGUCUCCUGGGCUGCUGCGAUCUUUCUGAUGCACACACUGAUGUUGGUCAAAGUAUCGAUGACUUUCUGUGGCUUAGGCUUUCACAAAUUUCUACCAAUGAUGGUACAGCUGAUCAGCAAGAUGACGCCGAAACUCUUUCCAUUGGUCAACUGCAAAAUCUCCUUUAUGAAACAUAUGGUAAGGGGACGCCAGUUUUCAAAACUGGAGUAUCUGUAGGUGAAACAUACUUUGACGCUUGGAACCAGCCCCUUAUGUACUUCAAAAUCCUCUGUCUAAGCCAACAGUUUGAAGGAGCUUUGGCCUUUUUGUCGCGUAUUGAGGGGUUGCGCUGUCAUGCCGUUCAUCUGGCUCUUCUGCUUCGUGAAAUGAAAAUCCUUCUCCUACCGACCUCAAAGCAGGCACCGCUAGUGUCUCGUGUGGAUUCGGAUCCCUCUGGUUUUCGACGUCUCAAUUUCAUCCGGCUAUUGCUCCUCUACACGCGCAAAUUCGAGUCUGGUAACCCAACGCUGUGCCUGAAUUACUACUAUUUCUUGCAUGACCUUCCCUCUGUAAGUGAGGGCAAAGAAAAAACGCCAACUGCGACUCUGCCUGGUUUUGGGAUGUCCAGUCUCUUUGUUCAAUGCGUGGCUGAAUUAGUCAUUCAGACGGGUGAAUUUGAUCUUCUCCUCGGUCGACUUGUUUCGGACGGUGGGGCUUUGCGUCAGGCCGGCGCUAUUGAUCGCUUUGCAAGUGUGGCGCCGCCCACCUCUCUCAUCACCGCCGUUGCAGAGAUGCUUGAGGCCCGAGGCCAAAUGGUGCAGGCAGUGAGUGUCUACCUCCUUGCUGGAGAAGUAAAAAAUCUCCUCUCUGCUGUUCGUCUUACCAAUCUUCUUCUCGUCGGUGUGGUUGCUAUUGGCGCUUUCAACGGUCUCAGGACAACAAGUAACUCCGAUCGAGAGGACAUAAUGAGUCUAGCUACUAAAGUUGGUCUUAGUGUUCGACGCCUUGACCCGAUUACUUCAGCAGUUGGCGGAGAGGUGACCUCAGACAGUGGGAAUUGUGGAGACGUCUCACCGGCCCUUCAGUCGGCCGCUCGGGUCCUCUACUACCUUCUCGAUUUGGCCACUUUCUUUGAUCUGGCCAGCGCGGGUCAAUGGCAGGCAGCGCUGGACCACAUGGAUCGACUGGGUCUCUUGCCCACAACCGCUGCCAGUGAGGAGAUUGAUGCCAAGGUAGCUGGCUUUGCCGCCCUCUCUGAUCUCGUCCGUAGACCUAUUCCUGCCGCACUUCUCCAACUUAUGCGAUGUCUCACCGCUAAAGCCUCUAACGCUAGAGCUAACGACAGGGAACCAUCGUUGUGCCUUGUGGAGGUGCGGGCGAGAAUGCGAGCCCUUAUCACUUUCGUUGGUCGAAUUCCAUAUCGCAUGCCUAGCGAGGUGUACGCACGCCUCGCGCAGGUGGAAAUGCAGUUAUCCUCCGCUUCCUCUUGCGCUUGA
Molecule: messenger RNA, 2949 nt
Organism: Hydatigera taeniaeformis
Lineage: Eukaryota; Metazoa; Platyhelminthes; Cestoda; Cyclophyllidea; Taeniidae
Source: the annotation of a GenBank genome assembly